GAGGAAAAAAAGGAGAAAACACUCAAGAAGGACGCAGAUUUGUGAAGGUAGGGCGAGACGAUGGGCUGCAUUAAGAGCAAAGAGGACAAAGGCCCGACAAUGAAGUAUCAGCCUGAGAAUUCCCUGGUGUCAGACCCCCACGCCGCUGCCACCACGCCUCAUGUAGGCCAUUACGGGCCGGAUCCCACCCAGCUGCAGCAGAAUCAGCCUCCAACAUCCACAUCUGGCUCUGUGGCUGCAAAUUUUAACCACACCCUCACACCGUUUGGCGGAUCCUCAUCUGCCAUAACUCCCUUUGGAGGGAUGUCGUCCUCCUUCUCUGGUCCUGUGUCCAACUCAUUCUCUGGUGCUGUCUCAAGUGGUGUUACUUUCUUUGUGGCCUUGUACGACUAUGAAGCCAGAACAUCAGAUGAUCUUACGUUUAAAAAGGGAGAUCGCUUCCAGAUCAUCAACAAUACAGAAGGAGACUGGUGGGAGGCUCGCUCCAUCAACACGGGGAAGAAAGGCUACAUCCCGAGCAAUUAUGUGGCCCCUGCUGACUCCAUCCAGGCUGAAGAGUGGUACUUUGGUAAAAUGGGCCGCAAAGACGCUGAGAGGUUGCUGCUGAAUACAGGGAACCAUCGAGGAACUUUCUUGGUGCGAGAAAGUGAAACUACUAAAGGUGCUUAUUCUCUCUCCAUACGAGACUGGGAUGAAGCCAAAGGAGACAAUGUGAAACAUUACAAGAUCCGCAAGCUUGACAACGGGGGAUACUAUAUCACUACACGAGCACAGUUUGACACAUUACAGAAGCUUGUCAAACACUAUACAGAGCAUGCCGAUGGGCUUUGCCACAGGCUGACCACAGUUUGCCCCACGGUCAAGCCUCAGACCCAGGGACUUGCUAAAGAUGCCUGGGAGAUUCCUCGGGAGUCUCUGCGACUGGAGCUCAAACUGGGCCAGGGCUGCUUUGGAGAGGUCUGGAUGGGCACAUGGAAUGGCACCACUAAGGUGGCCAUAAAGACGCUGAAGCCAGGAACCAUGUCGCCUGAGGCUUUCCUCCAAGAGGCUCAGAUCAUGAAGAAGCUCAGACACGACAAACUGGUGCCUCUCUAUGCAGUGGUGUCUGAGGAACCCAUCUACAUUGUCACAGAGUACAUGUCCAAAGGAAGCUUGCUUGACUUUCUCAAAGAAGGUGAUGGCAAAUUCUUGAAGCUUGUCUUGCUGGUGGACAUGGCUGCAAAGAUCGCUGACGGCAUGGCUUUCAUCGAGAGGAUGAACUACAUCCACAGGGACCUGCGUGCUGCCAAUAUCCUCGUGGGCGACAACCUGGUGUGCAAGAUCGCCGACUUUGGUCUGGCCAGGUUGAUAGAGGACAAUGAGUACACAGCCAGGCAAGGAGCCAAAUUUCCUAUUAAAUGGACAGCCCCAGAGGCUGCGCUGUACGGCCGCUUCACCAUCAAAUCAGACGUCUGGUCCUUUGGAAUCUUACUCACCGAGCUCGUCACUAAAGGCAGAGUGCCCUACCCAGGUAUGGUGAACCGGGAGGUGCUGGAGCAGGUGGAGCGAGGCUACCGUAUGCCCUGCCCCCAAGGGUGCCCCGAGUCGCUGCACGAGAUGAUGAAGCUCUGCUGGAAGAAGGAGCCGGACGAGAGGCCCACUUUCGAGUACCUCCAGUCGUUCCUGGAGGACUAUUUCACCGCCACAGAGCCACAGUAUCAGCCGGGAGAGAACCUAUAGCCUGCCUGGACUGUGGAGUCCUGGGAGGAGACUUAUUUAAAGACAGAGAGGGCAAGAGCUGAAAACUUUGAUUCCAUAGAAAGUUGACUGGAAACUGGGAUGAUAAGUCGCACAAACCACUACUUGCUCUACCUUUUCCUUAUUUUUGGUUCUGCGUCCAGUGUCCACCAACAUUUUGUUGUAUUUUCACGUUUUCUGUUUUUAUUCAUGGUACUACACAAGUCUUAGCUGUGUCAAUUUCUGAUUUUUCGUGUGGAUUCAGUCAUCAUGUAUGAAAUGGCAGACUUCAUUUCAGUUAUGUUUUACACACACAGCUCAUGAACACAAUACUGUGUCGCUGUGAAAUAAGCUGUGGCAAUGCCUGACAAAAGAAAAACGUAUCAUUGAGAGUAGCAGGCUUUUCAAGUGUUUUAAUGUGGAGAUCUCGCACUCCAUUUUUGUCCGAAAUGUAGUCUUUGUGGUAGAUUAGUAAAUUAUGCGUCAAAAUGAUUAAUUGUUGUGAGAGAUAAUAUGUUAAACUGAGAGGGAGAAGCUCUCAGGGGCUUGAUGGUCAUUAUCACAGUUCAUUUGACAGUGAUUAUUUAAAAGCAAAUCCCACACAGCUUAACUUUAUUUACAUUUCAUCAGUUACAGUGCAAUUUCUUUAGUUCUUACAAAUGGGUGACUAGAGAGACUGACACCGUCUUAUUCCUCUCUGGCAAAUUAAAAAAAUUUUUUUUAAAAAAAUAUGUUCCUUUAAGAAUGUAUUAUUGCAAGAAUUUAUUCAUAUCAUGUGGACGAGGUUUUAUAGCUUCAUUUGAAGUCUUUCCCUACUGUCCGUCAUCAUCCAGAAAUAUCUGCUUAGACUUUUUUCAGAACAAUUUGUUGUGUAGUCUCACUGUGAUGACUGUGAGACAUGCUUGCAUAAAACAACCUGUAUAAUUUGUCACUGGGUUUGGUUUUGCAGCAAAAUAACAGUUAAGCAAUGAUGAAACUCGUAGACUUGUGGCUUCUUGCCAAGCUGUUAUGACACUACACAUAUGAAAUUGCUGCCAACCAGGCAUACAGGAGGACUUUACUGGCUGCAGAACUAUUUCUUGAAGGCGGAGAAAUUGAAAAAAAAAAAAAAAAAGCCUACAAAUAAGUUGGAAACAAGCGUCUUAUCUUCCAAAGUGUGACUGCUGAAGAACUCUCAGAAUCUCAUGUUCAUGUAUCCAUGGCGGCUCUGCAGAAACUAUUUGUACGGCAGUGGUGACAGUUUUUUACAGUAAUUUUCUCUUUGCAUUUUGUUCCUGUAUGGACUCACCAGGACAAUAUUAUUAUGGGAUAACUGAUGACUGCGCUUGUAAAGAAGGGCUUUGUAUAUUAUUAAAUUCUCAUUUUAUAUUAUUAAUAAAAUGGACAAGAUU
This is a messenger RNA of Xiphias gladius (swordfish), 3107 nucleotides long. RefSeq names its product tyrosine-protein kinase yes-like. Gene Ontology annotation, cellular component: extrinsic component of cytoplasmic side of plasma membrane. Gene Ontology annotation, biological process: cell surface receptor protein tyrosine kinase signaling pathway; innate immune response; cell differentiation. Lineage: Eukaryota; Metazoa; Chordata; Actinopteri; Istiophoriformes; Xiphiidae. Gene Ontology annotation, molecular function: ATP binding; signaling receptor binding; non-membrane spanning protein tyrosine kinase activity. The transcript is spliced from 12 exons. The coding region runs from base 61 to 1719 and encodes 552 amino acids. The record is from RefSeq and is a predicted model, not a curated record.